Messenger RNA from Boleophthalmus pectinirostris (great blue-spotted mudskipper), 1488 nucleotides. RefSeq names its product 5-hydroxytryptamine (serotonin) receptor 3A (gene htr3a). Gene Ontology annotation, cellular component: neuron projection; synapse; postsynaptic membrane. Lineage: Eukaryota; Metazoa; Chordata; Actinopteri; Gobiiformes; Gobiidae. Gene Ontology annotation, molecular function: neurotransmitter receptor activity; transmembrane signaling receptor activity; extracellular ligand-gated monoatomic ion channel activity. The record is from RefSeq and is a predicted model, not a curated record. Gene Ontology annotation, biological process: monoatomic ion transmembrane transport; nervous system process; regulation of membrane potential.
AUGAGGACUUCACUCAUCUGCAUGGUGCUGCUUUCUGUGGCACUGUACGGAGCAGCAACGGGACGGGCUGGGAAGAGGGCUGGUGCUGGUUCGUCGGGCAGGUUUGCUAAUGCCACCCUGGUGCGUCUGUCGGAGUACCUGAGCUCGGGGUAUAAGAAAGGAGUGAGGCCUGUGAAAGACUGGAGGAGCUCCACUGUGGUGGCCAUCGAUCUCAUGGUCUACUCCAUACUCAACGUGGAUGAAAAGAAUCAGGUUCUGACGACGUAUGUGUGGUACAGACAGUCUUGGACAGACGAGUUCCUGGUGUGGGACCCAGACGACUUUGACGACGUGAAGCAGGUGUCUCUGCCCACGGCCAACGUGUGGGUGCCUGACAUCCUCAUCAACGAGUUUGUGGAUGUGGGUAAAUCUCCAGACAUCCCCUAUGUUUAUGUGACACACGAUGGACAGGUGAGGAACUACAAGCCCAUCCAGGUGGUCACAGCCUGCACCCUCAACAUCUACAACUUCCCCUUCGACGUGCAGAAGUGCAGCCUCACCUUCCAGAGCUGGCUCCACACCAUUGACGACAUAAACAUCACCCUGAUGCGGACCCCCGAGGAGCUGAGGGAGGAUAAGAGCGUGUUUAUGAACCAGGGCGAGUGGGAGCUGCUGCACAUCCUGUCCAACUACAAGAUCUUCAGUGUGGACAACGACGACUACUACGCCGAGAUGAAGUUCCACGUGGUGAUCCGACGCCGCCCGCUCUUCUACACAGUGAACCUCCUCUUGCCCAGUAUGUUCCUGAUGAUCAUGGAUGUGGUGGGCUUCUACCUGCCCCCGGACAGUGGAGAGAGAGUGUCCUUCAAGAUCACGCUGCUGCUGGGAUACUCCGUGUUCCUCAUCAUCGUGUCUGAUACUCUGCCAGCUACUGCCAUCGGGACGCCUCUCAUAGGGGUGUACUUUGUGGUGUGCAUGGCCCUCCUGGUGAUCAGCCUGACAGAGACGGUCCUGAUCGUCCGGCUGGUGCACAAACAGGACCUGCAGCCUCCGGUCCCUCACUCUCAAUACCUGGUCCUGGAGAAGGCCCCAGUGCUCUUCUGUAUCCACCAGAAACACCGGCUCUGCUCCAGACUCUCGUCCCACUCCCAGACAUCAGACCUCGAGCACUACAAGGACACCAACUACGGGACAGCCCAGUGCACCCUCCACCACAGCACUGACUUCAGCCGCAGACGCAGCCACCACGACCGGGACGGGGGUCUCCUUCUGGGCUUCCCCUCCUCCAGAGACCCACCAGCGCCCCCUCCUGUCAUGAACAACAUCCUACAAGAAGUCACGGCCAUCCGACAUUUCCUGGAGAAGAGAGACCGCUGCCGGGAGGUGGCUAAAGAGUGGCUCCAGGUGGGCUAUGUGCUGGAUGUACUGCUAUUUCGGGUCUACUUGGUUGCCAUGGUAACCUACAGCAUCACACUGGGCACAUUAUGGGCCGUGUGGCAGGGGGCAUGA